AUGGAGGAUGCGCAUACUAUCGCCUUGAGUCUUGAUCAAGAUCAAGGCGAAUCCAAUACAUUCUUUGCUGUUUAUGAUGGCCAUGGCGGCUAUGGCGCUUCGCAGUUCUCCGGUGAACGCGUACACCAGCAUUUAGUCGCCACUGAUGCAUAUCGGAACAAGGAGUACAUCGCCGCACUAAAAUCCGCAUUUUUGGAAACUGACGAAGACAUGCGAACGUCCUCAAACUAUAGGCGAGAUGGCUCCGGUUGUACCGCCGUGGCUGCGUUAGUCACGACUGAGGGCAAGCUCUAUGUUGCCAACGCUGGAGACUCUAGGUCCGUGUUGAGCAACAAAGGCGAAGUGGUGCCUCUUAGCUUUGACCACAAGCCGCAGAACGAGAGCAAUCUCGCUCUUGCGAGGGCUCUGGGCGACUUUGACUACAAAAGGAACAAAGAGCUUCCACCUGAGGCUCAGAUUAUUACCGCUGAUCCAGAGAUUACCGAGCGUGAUAUCACUGAUGAUGACGAAUUCUUCGUCGUUGCGUGUGAUGGUAUCUGGGACUGUUUGUCAUCACAACAGGUUAUCGACGUUGUCCGGAGGCUUGUCGCUCGUGGAAAGGAAUUACAAGAGAUAUGUGAAGAGAUAUGUGAACUAUGUCUUGCACCUGACACGAACGGCGGCGCGGGAAUUGGCACUGACAAUAUGACUAUCCUCAUCGUUGCAAUGUUGCAUGGUCGCACCAUCGAGGAAUGGUACUCCUGGGUCAAGCAAAGAGUAGACAAAGGUUAUGGCUAUCAUACCCCCCAGGACUUGCCGCCGAUAUAUUCACAAGUGAGGUUAUCCGCUUUUCGACGUCGACGAGAAGUGUGGGAGAAGCGCCGACGAGAGCCUAAAGCUUUGGCUGGCGAACCGGACGACAGUUCCUGGCUCAAGGCCUACAUCCUCGAUGCCGAUGGGACCAUAACUCCCGAUUAUCGUUUUAUGCCUCGCCCCACUGCACUCAACCAAUCCCAGAUAGACAACAGUCAGCCCCCAAAUAACAACGAGAGUGACGGUAAAACUAUUCAGCAAGAGGAGGAUGCCGAGAGCACAUCUAGCGAUGAGACCAUACGUCCGGGAGAAGGUGAUAUUGAGGAUGAGGAUGAGACCGAGGCCGACAGGCAACGUGUACGUGACAUUCGCAGUCAGGAUGCUACGCAGAGUCUCCGGCAACAAGUGGAUGAGUUGGAGCGGGACGAGAUGGAUCAGGAUAUGGCGCAAAUCUCAUCGAAAGGCGCCUCAACCCUGCAGGGUGAAGCUCCACCACCGCCGAAGCCGUCGGGCAAUAAUGGGCCCGAAAUUAAACAAUUUGAAUCACUUCCUGGCGGCGAUGCACCUAGCGAUGCCGUCAAGGCGGAGGGGCUAAUAGACUCGAGUGAAGGCCCUUUCAAACUUUAG
Fibroporia radiculosa is the source of this 1419-nucleotide messenger RNA. RefSeq lists its product as uncharacterized. The transcript is spliced from 6 exons. Gene Ontology annotation, biological process: protein dephosphorylation. The record is from RefSeq and is a predicted model, not a curated record. The coding region runs from base 1 to 1419 and encodes 472 amino acids. Gene Ontology annotation, molecular function: protein serine/threonine phosphatase activity; cation binding. Lineage: Eukaryota; Fungi; Basidiomycota; Agaricomycetes; Polyporales; Fibroporiaceae.